Molecule: messenger RNA, 3941 nt
Organism: Triplophysa rosa
Lineage: Eukaryota; Metazoa; Chordata; Actinopteri; Cypriniformes; Nemacheilidae
Gene: gen1
Product: flap endonuclease GEN homolog 1
Exons: 14
Coding region: 153-2555 (800 amino acids)
Molecular function (GO): four-way junction DNA binding; 5'-flap endonuclease activity
Source: RefSeq, a predicted model, not a curated record
CUCAAGACCUCCAGGCAGGCGCGAUUGAAUUCAAACAUUCAAACUGAGACUUUAAACAAAACAUUUGCUUUUAUACAUUUUAAAUACGCUAUUCUUCAAGAGUGUAUGCUGCAGAACAGUUGUUUGUUAAGAACACAUAUUUCACCGAGGUCAUGGGGGUGUCAGAGCUGUGGUCUAUACUGGAUCCGGUCCGGCAGUGUGUUCCUCUCUACAGUCUGGCAGGAAUGACGCUGGCUGUGGAUCUCAGCCUGUGGGUCUGUGAAGCCCAACACGUCCAGGGCAUGAUGGGAAAAGUCACCAAACCACAACUAAGGAAUCUGUUUUUCCGCAUGUCCUCUCUCACUCUGAUGGGUGCGAAGCUGGUGUUUGUGAUGGAAGGAGACGCUCCCAAACUUAAAGCAGAGACCAUGAGCAAACGCACGGAGAUGAGAUUCGGGAAGGUGCAGUCCAAACCAGCAGCUGUCAAAACCACCGGCAGGGGCCGAUUCAAGGCCGUUCUGAGAGAGUGUGCAGAGAUGUUGGAUUGUCUGGGUGUGCCGUGGGUGACAGCGGCAGGGGAAGCGGAGGCCAUGUGCGCCUUCCUGGACUGGCAGGGAGUCGUGGACGGAUGCAUCACUAAUGAUGGAGAUGCUUUCCUGUACGGCGCUCGGACGGUUUACAGAAACUUCAACAUGAACACAAAGGAUCCUCAGGUGGACUGCUAUCAGAUGUCUCGGGUUAAAGCAGAGCUUGGGUUAUGCAGAGAGACUCUCGUGGGUCUGGCCAUUUUCCUGGGCUGUGAUUAUAUCCCCAAGGGUGUUGCAGGUGUAGGAAAAGAACAAACGCUGAAACUGAUACACAAUCUGAAAGGACAAACUCUGCUUCAGAAGUUCAGUGAGUGGGAGUCAGACCGCUCUGAAAGGUCAGAGGUCACGGUGAAGAAGGUCACUCACUGUCUGGUGUGCCGUCAUCCUGGCUCUGCUAAGUCUCACGAGCGCAGCGGCUGUGUGUUUUGUAAGAGCGAUCGCUUCUGCUCACCUCAGGAUUAUGACUCUCGGUGUCCGUGUGAAUGGCAUCGCAUCGAACACACCCGCCAGGCGUCCUCCAUCGAAGCCAACAUCAGAAAGAAGACUCUGGCGUGUGAGCGGUUUCCGUUCACAGAGAUCAUCGAUGAGUUCUUGGUGACGAAGGACAAACCCGCACCGCCCUUCCGGAGGAGAAAACCCAACCUGCUGCUGAUGCAGAACUUUGCUCUGGACAAGAUGGACUGGCCCAAACACUACAGCAGCGAGAAGGUUCUGGUGCUCAUGACCUACACAGAACUCAUGAACAAGAAACACAACAGAGACACGGCCGCUCACAUUCAGCCCAUAAGAAUCUAUAAAGCACGAGUCAGGAACGGAGUCAACUGCUUUGAAGUGAUCUGGAAGAAACCAGAUCAUUAUGUGUUUGCUGAGGGCUGUGAUGAGCAGACAGAGGUGAGGACCGUUGAGGAAGAAUCUCUCUUUACUCUGGCGUAUCCUCACAUCGUCCAGGACUUCAACAGAGAGAGAGCUGAAGCGCAAGAGAACAAAACAAAGAAAAAGAAGCCAAAAGCAAAGGAAGAGAAGCCGGGAGAUUCUCAUGACGUCAUGUCCGAUCUCUUUGCUCAGAUGUCUUUGCAAACGGCGGCAGAUUCAAAACACUCAGACUCUGGUGUACAGAAACCCUCCAGUGAUGUCAUCAUGAACCCAACACAGAGCAAACCUCCCGAGACCCCACAGAAUCCAGCCUCCCCGACCUCUCCGGCUCACAAUUCUGUCUCUGCUCUGAUUGGCCAGCUGCAGCUCAGCAGUGUAGAUUGGGAUUCUUCAUCCUUCAUGGCAUCUCCAUCCCAGCAGUCUCCGAGCAAUAAGACUGAGCUCAGAUCAGCAGGAGACGGCACUGAUCUCACUGUUGCUCUGGUCUCUGGUCAUCCGGAGUCACCGCAGCGGGCGCUCGAGAGGUCUCUUAAGGAGCGGCUUGUUGUGAAAAAUGUUGUGAAGUCUCAUGUGUCGAUAGAUGGUGUGAAGAAGACACAAAAGCCCAGCGGAUCAGAGAGUCUCAAAGCAGAUUCAAACCCAUCUGCGCAGUCUAAAGUUCCGCUGUGUCCAAAAACACAAGCAAAGGUCACCAAACCAUCUACAGACCUGACAGAUCUACAGACCGUCACAGCUAAACCCCUGAGCUCUUCACAUCUGAAACCCAGCGUCCCGCCCGAGAGAAAACCGCACAGCGUGUGUGUGCGGCUUGAUUCAUUCAGUGACGCAGAGAAUCGACCCAGAUCACAGAAACACAAAAUCAAGGUCACGUCCCAACCACAGAGACCCAUCAAAACCAGCUCAACCCAUCAGUCCAGACCACAGAAAUUAUCCAGUAAUGACCAGCUGAGUGCUGUGAACACUAAAACUCCAGAGAAACACACCGCCAUCAUCCGAUCCACUCACCUGCAUCAUGUGAAGAUGGAUGAUGAUGAGGAGGAGGAGGAGGAGGAGGAGGAUUCUGUGGACAGUCCUCUACCUCUCGCUGAAAGACUCAAAAUGAGAUUUGCAAAGUGAGUGUGAUGCACUCGAGGGAAAUGAAGGAGCUGAAAUUAGAGUUUUCAAGAGAGAUAAUAAAUUCAUGCCCAAGUGAAAUUCAGUCUCUGAUGUGCAUUUGAAAUCGAUCUAAAUAACAUACAGAUACAUCUGUACAGAUAAAUAUAGCACUAUAACACAUAAGGCUGUGCAAAAAUAUUGAUACAUGUAACUAUCGCAAUAUUUGUUUUUUCAAUAGUGUAUUGAUAGUGAUACCUCUACUAUUGAUCUUUUUUUUUAAAUCAUGUCAUAUACAUACGGCCAAAAGUAAGUGGAAGCGAGCAUAGUGAAAAAUAGGGCAGUCGUGGCCUAAUGGUUAGAGAGUCGGACUCGUGACCAGAAGGACUCGUGCCGGCUCGAUUCCCAGGGCCGGCAGGUCACGACUGAGGUGCCCUUGAGCAAGGCACCUGACCCCUACUUGCUCCCCGGGCGCUGCAGUGAUAGCUGCCCACUGCUCCGGGUGUACGUGUGGUCACUACUCUCUGGAUGGGUUAAAUGCAGAGGUCACAUUUCGGGUAUAGGUCACCAUACUUGACAAAUACUUCACUUCGCUUCAAAUGUAAGAAGGCUUGGAGCUCUCAGAGCUGAUGUGUGGGUGUGCUUUGGUUUUCUAAAGAAGUCAUGGAGUAAUGAGUUAUAUCAAAUAAUGCUGUUUGUAGCUUCUCAAGUCAUGACACAAGUCACUUGGCUACUGCAGUGCAUUAGACAAAAAGUUUAUUAAGAAAAGUAACAAUGACAUGUAUUGUGCUUUCACGGAUGUGACACCAGCACAUUUACAGCACGGAUGAAGCAGAGGUUUUAUUCUGCCCAUGUUCAGUGUUUUAACUGUAAUGCACCACAACAGACAAGUGACUUGCGUGAGCCACCUUAUUCCCCUGUGCUACCCACUUGAGGGGCGCAAUCCACAGUUUGAGAAGCCAAACCUCUGAUCUAAAGGUCCAUGCAUCACACAUCAUGGCCACUCUGCAGAGGUAAGGGAUGUUUUUACACUUAUCCUCACAGAAAACCCCCGCUGGUGCACAGCAUGUUGUAUUUCUAGCUCUACUUUUGACAUUUUCUAUUUAAAGUAUUGCAAUAUAUUGCAAACGUGUAUCGUAUCGAAAUACAUAGCAAUAUAUUGUAUCGUGACCCAUCUAUCGUGAUAUGUAUCGUAUCGGGAGGCACUUACCAAUACACAGCCCUAAUAACACAUGUGUUCUGGUGUAAAAGCGUUUGUGUUUUAAUAAAAAUGCAGAACAUACAACUUUCAAAGUGAAACACAACGACAUUGCAAUUUGAUAAUUUAAUAAAUUGCUAUAGGCCUAAAUAUGUCAAAUGUUAUAAAUGAUUAUAAAUCAUAACAAUUUAAAUGAAGUUGUUGGUUGUAGU